This is a messenger RNA of Helobdella robusta, 375 nucleotides long. RefSeq lists its product as hypothetical. NCBI's taxonomy places the organism in Eukaryota, Metazoa, Annelida, Clitellata, Rhynchobdellida, Glossiphoniidae. Gene Ontology annotation, biological process: peptidyl-glutamine methylation; rRNA (guanine-N7)-methylation; tRNA methylation. Gene Ontology annotation, molecular function: protein heterodimerization activity. The record is from RefSeq and is a predicted model, not a curated record. Bases 1 to 375 code for a protein of 124 amino acids. The transcript is spliced from 4 exons.
AUGAAGUUAUUGACGCAUAACUUAUUGACCUCCGCUAUUAUUAAAGGCGUAAAAGAGGGAUAUCCACUCAAUCUUUUGGCUACCGAAGUUAAAGUCUUGAACGUCGAAUACAAUUGCGAAUUCAUCAAAAAGAUGCUGGGGAGAGUGAAUUGGCCAGCACUCUACAAGGCGGCUGAUUCUAUUGGUCAUGCAUCUAGUUUGCCAAAAGAUGUGCCAGAGAACUUUGAGGCAAACGAGGAUUUUUUAAAAAAUGCACACCACGCCCUACUUGAAGUUGAAGUAGAGGAGGGAUUCUUAGAAUGCCCAGAAACUGGCAGGAAGUUCCCAAUCAACAAAGGCAUCCCCAACAUGCUACUGAAUGAAGAUGAAAUUUGA